CUAUAAAUUUCCGGCGCCGUCGCCAUCGCCGCCCUCAACUCAACUCAACCUGCAGCUUCCACUUCUCUCACACACUCUCUGCAGAUUGCGAACUGUCCUCCAUGGCUUCUUCUCUUAUCUUGUCCAUCGCUCUCCUCCUCGCCAUCACCAGCUCAGAAGCCAAAGAGUUCUUGGUGGGAGGCGCCGACAAUGCCUGGCAGAUCCCUCCUAACACCACCGACUCCCUCAAUCAGUGGGCCGAGAAGAACCGGUUCCAAGUCGGUGACUCCCUCGUAUGGAAGUACGAUCCGGCGAAGGACUCGGUGCUGGAGGUGACACGGGAGGCGUACUUGAGCUGCGACAGGUCGCGGCCGUUAGCGGAGCACAAGGAAGGCGCAUCCACGGUGGAGUUGAGACGGUCGGGGGCGUACUACUUCAUCAGCGGCGCGGCGGGGGCCUGUGAGGAGGGGCAGAGGCUCAUCGUGGUGGUCAUGUCGGAUCGCCACUCGCUCCGCGCGCGGCUGGCGUCGCCGGCAAUGGCUCCCUCCGAGUACGAGGGCCCGGCUGUAGCGCCCACCAGCGGCGCCGGGAAACGAGGGGGAGCGAUCGCCGCCGCCGCCGCCGCCAUGGUGGCGUUGAGCGGGUCUGUUUUUAUGCUGUAAUCACACAGAUGGUUUGUGAUCAACCAUUGAUUUUAUAAAAUUAAAACUAUUUUGGAGAUA
This is a messenger RNA of Zingiber officinale, 701 nucleotides long. RefSeq names its product early nodulin-like protein 1. NCBI's taxonomy places the organism in Eukaryota, Viridiplantae, Streptophyta, Magnoliopsida, Zingiberales, Zingiberaceae. The transcript has 2 exons. The coding region runs from base 102 to 641 and encodes 179 amino acids. The record is from RefSeq and is a predicted model, not a curated record. Gene Ontology annotation, cellular component: plasma membrane. Gene Ontology annotation, molecular function: electron transfer activity.